This is a messenger RNA of Elaeis guineensis (African oil palm), 796 nucleotides long. Its product is annotated as RING-H2 finger protein ATL78. NCBI's taxonomy places the organism in Eukaryota, Viridiplantae, Streptophyta, Magnoliopsida, Arecales, Arecaceae. Gene Ontology annotation, molecular function: transferase activity. The record is from RefSeq and is a predicted model, not a curated record. Gene Ontology annotation, biological process: protein ubiquitination.
AUCCACCCCUUCAAACCACCCCUCAAGAAUUCCUCUCCAGCACACGAUAUCCAUUCUUGCCUACCGCUCUCUUUUCACUCCUGCAAGCAACUUCGUUCUCUUCUCACAAAUGGAUGGACAAUUUAGGAAGCUGGGAACCCAUGCUCCGGUCGUCGGACCACCUCCCAACCCAGCCGGUCCGGUGGCGACCCCGGCCGCGGCCGGGCCGAGCAGAUCCUUCACCCAGUUCGAUGCCAAUGUCAUCAUGAUUCUCGCAGCCUUCCUCUGUGCCAUGAUAUGCGCGCUCGCCGUCAACACCAUCGUCCGGUGCUGCCUCCGGUUCACGAACCGGGUUUGGGUCGGCCCUGAACCAGCCGGCACGUUGGACCAGCCGGCCCCGGUCCGGGUCUCCAGGAAGGAGGCCUUGAAGGCAUUGCCAACACUGGUCUACUCAACUGGGCUUGGGCUGCCGCUGUCCGGGUCCGACUGCGCCAUAUGCCUCUCCGAGUUCGCACCGGGCGAGCGAGUCCGGGUGCUGCCGAAGUGCAACCAUGGGUUCCAUGUCCGGUGCAUCGACCGGUGGCUCGCGUCCAGGUCGUCGUGCCCGAUGUGCCGGCAGUGCCUGUUCGGCUCGUGCCAGGUGAUCUUUGGGUGCAGGGAGGUGGCCCUGACUGGGUCGACUCAGUCGGCCCCCGUCCAAAUGAACCCAAUGGACCCUGAAGGUUUCCUGGUUGAGUACAGGGUGGAGUCCUAGCAGUUUGUUAACACGUGUACACUUGUUUAUACUUGGAGUGGGGUGUGUACUGGCUUUUAUAUA